This is a messenger RNA of Xenopus laevis (African clawed frog), 1583 nucleotides long. It is a transcript of the gene mmp13.S, whose product is annotated as matrix metallopeptidase 13 S homeolog. The record is from RefSeq and is marked predicted. Gene Ontology annotation, cellular component: extracellular matrix. NCBI's taxonomy places the organism in Eukaryota, Metazoa, Chordata, Amphibia, Anura, Pipidae. Gene Ontology annotation, molecular function: zinc ion binding; metallopeptidase activity; metalloendopeptidase activity. Gene Ontology annotation, biological process: extracellular matrix organization; collagen catabolic process; proteolysis.
CUGACUUAUUAACUUGCCACCAUGCUACAAGUAGUCUUCUUAGCUAUCUUGUCCCUGUCCUGUAUCCUUGCUAUGCCAGCGUCUCCCACCAACAAUAACAUCAGCCCGUCGGACCGCACAUUUGCAGAGACUUACUUAGACAAAUACUACUUGAUGACAGCAAAAUCAAAGAUUACCUUUGUGGAAAAAAUUAAAGAGAUGCAAAAAUUCUUUGGAAUGUCGGUGACAGGGAGGUUGGACUCAGAUACCAUGACAAUGAUGAAGACCCCUCGAUGUGGAAUGCCCGAUGUUGCGGAAUUCAGACAGUUCCCUGGGAGACCAAGAUGGACAAAAACCCAACUGUCAUACAGGAUUGUGAAUUACACUCCUGAUCUUCCCCGCCCAGUGGUAGAUGAAGCAAUAAGGAUGGCAUUUAAAGUGUGGAGUGAUGUAACGCCACUAAAAUUUACAAGAGUUUCCUCCAGACGAGCAGACAUAUUAAUCCAGUUUGGAGCACGCUCUCAUGGAGAUGGUAUCCCAUUUGAUGGCCCUAAUGGAGUUUUAGCUCAUGCCUAUGCUCCAGGUAAUGGCAUAGGAGGUGAUGCCCAUUUUGACGAAGAUGAAAGAUGGACAAGUUCUAGUGCAGGUUUCAAUCUGUUCCUUGUUGCUGCCCAUGAAUUUGGCCACUCACUGGGAUUAGACCACUCCAGAGAUGCACGAGCUUUGAUGUUUCCAAACUAUCGUUAUGUGAACACCAGAAACUUCCGCUUGCCGCAAGAUGACGUCAAUGGAAUACAGUCAAUAUAUGGGAGAAAAUAGUAGCAGUUCUACACUAGUUGGGUCUUUUAUGUGAAUGUGUCAGAUAAACAUAGACACAUGUUCAGGGCUUUAGCAUGAUGGUCAUUGUAUUGCUAUAUCACAGGAAAAUAUAAUCAGCCAACCCUAAGCAUUUGUUACAUAUGGUAAUGUUUCCCUUAAUAUACCCGCAAGCAGAACCUUAGCACUGAGGUGCAGUAUUAUUAUGAAAGCAUAAGUGAAAUGAGCUGUAGAUAACUAAAGUAUUUUCCUAGAACCCUGAGGGCUGGAGAGGAUAUAUGAGUAGAAAGAUACUUAGGAAAUACUAAAGAAAUGCAAAAAUGAGUUGCCAUCUUGGCAAUAUUGCUAGAGUAACAGCUUAUUUCUCUUUGAGGAUGCACAUUGUUUCCCAACCUGGCUCUCUAGCAUUGGUUCAUCCAUGAUUUGUCUGAAACCAGAUCAAUGUCUUCUUCUCACACAGCUGCCAAAACCCCAGAACAAUAUUAUUUUGCAGGACAAAAAAAAACACCUUUAUUUUGUGUGCGCCUAUAGCAUUGUCUGGAGAGUUCUACAGGACCUGUGAGCAACAUCUCAUUGUGAAUGUAGCUAUGAAUACCUGGAAGGGAUAGACAGUUUGUCUUUAGAAAUGGUGGCUGAGAAUAAGUCCCAUCCAUCAGCCAAAAUUGCUGCAUAAUUACAGUAGCAUGCAAUAUGAAAAAGCUCCAGUAGGUUGUGUACCAAUCACGUUUAUACUAUGCAGGAAUGAAUGAUGCACAAUACAUAAUAAAGACAUUUGUAUCGCUGUGUAA